GCCUGCUAGUACUGUUUCGCUGUAUUUGUCAUGCUAGUGCAGUGGUAAAGGCAGAAGGAUUACUCUGCUUUUCAGACAUUUAUUACAUGUAUGUAGCAAGUAAGCCAAUAAAAAGUAUGGACUGUACUGGGCAAUCGGACAAUACAGUGUACAGUUCUGACUCACAAUACAUACUAAACCGCCAAUUCAUAACGUGCAUUUCGUGCACAGGAGCCCUUUACAACAAUUAGUGCUAUAUUGUUUUAUCUUAUAGGGAAACUAUUACUAAAGUGUACAGCUAAACUUUUUGACUAGAAACACUACACGGGCCACCAAGUUACGAAGGCACGGGAAAAAAUGGGUCUUGACUUAGUGCUAUUUAUAAACGCUGGAGAUUCAGCUGCGCUUAAAGAACAACGGAAUGUGGAAUUUCAGAGUUAUGUUAACCAGUGUACGCUUUUUUACAUUCACCGGGUGUAUUUAUUUCUGUUUCAAUUAUCACAGUCUGGUGACUAUAUAUAAAUAAACUCAGCAGUUUAACGCCUCACGAGAACUUUGAGAAACGCUUCUUGGGGUGCAGCCAUUAACCUAGCCGCCUGCAACACUCUGCUCCCAGUGGGUGUACGAAACGUCUCGUUUGCUCUGUGUGGUGUUUUUUAUUGAUGCAUUCCAUGCAUUAGUGGGAGAGUGUUGCAGGCAGACUGGUUAACGGUUACGCUCUGGUGUUCCACACUUUCUUUAGAAGUGGAACGUUUCUGACAGCUGCACAUUGAAGCUUCAAACUUAACAGUACCCAGGACGUUACAGAAUUGGAAAUGAAAAAAAAAAAAAAACACCUAUAUUGACCCUUAGCCUGCUUCAACACUAACUGAAAACAUGGCACGCAGAUACAUUCAAAGUGUAGAACGAUAUUUCAUGUUUUAAAUAAAAAAUAAAUUCAAGUUUACUGUAAUACGUGCUGCUUUCAGAAGCGGACAUUUGUGUUCUUUAUAACGAAUGAAAGUACACAGCCUGUUAUGAAAUUAGUUUGUUAGCUACAACAACGUGUUAUUUUUCAAACAAUACAGAGCUUCUCUGUUCAUCAGGUGACCUAUCAACCAACCCUUAUGGUACACCUCCACUGGAAAAACAGGAGUGCAGGCGUCGGUGCACAGCGAGGAGUAACUAGGAGAACGUGGGGAGACUAGCUCUGGAACCAGGAGAACGUGGGGAGACUAGCUCUGGAACCAGGAGAACGUGGGGAGACUAGCUCUGGAACCAGGAGAACGUGGGGAGACUAGCUCUGGAACCAGGAGAACGUGGGGAGACUAGCUCUGGAACCAGGAGAACGUGGGGGGACUAGCUCUGGAACCAGGAGAACGUGGGGAGACUAGCUCUGGAACCAGGAGAAUGUGGGGGGACUAGCUCUGGAACCAGAAGAAUGUGGGGAGACUAGCUCUGGAACCAGGAGAACAUGGGGAGACUAGCUCUGGAACCAGGAGAACGUGGGAAAACUAGCUCUGGAACCAGAAGAACAUGGGGAGACUAGCUUUGACUUUAAUGGCAGUCAGUGCAGGUGUUAUCCACUCAACACAGUGCCGCCCUGGUGGUCAGAACUGGAAGAAACAUGCUAAUCAAGUUUCUGGAGAGCCCUCUGUGCUGCAAGGUGAACCGUGUGGGUCGAGGCAGCGCUGGCAGGCAUGGAGAACGCGUCAGUGACGAUGUCCAUGGGGGAGGUGGUAGUGGUGAAGGACGAGGAAGGGGACAGCACAGACGGCACCAAGACUCAGGUCAUUCUGCAGCUCCAGCCCGUGCACCAGGGGAUAUGUGAAGAUUCGGCCGAGACGGAUGCUGCUGUUGUAUCUGUAGAAACACACACAGAUGAGGUCUCUGUAGACGGGGAGGAGGUGGAGAUUGGCUACCCCAUCACCUGCGGGGAGAGCAAGGCUGUGCUUUUGUGGAAGAAGUUUGUCUGCCCCGGGAUCAAUGUGAAAUGUGUGAAGUAUAAUGAUCAGCUGAUUAGCCCCAAGCAGUUUGUCCACUUGGCUGGAAAGGCUACACUGAAAGACUGGAAGAGAGCCAUUCGACUGGAAGGGAUCAUGCUGAGGAAGAUGAUGGACUCGGGGCAGAUUGACUUCUACCAGCACGAGCAUGUGUGCACCAACACCUGCCGCAGCACUAAGUUUGACCUCCUGAUCAAUAACACACGCUUCCCAUUGCAGAUGACCAGCAUGGUACAGACUCCCACCUCUCCUCAAGCCAUCUCUCUGUAUAUAGGAAACGGGGGCCAGAUCACCGUGUCGGAGGAGAGCCAGGAGGAGGGCAUGGACUGGAACCCAGGCAUGACCAGCGGCAUCCCUACCAGCACCGAGCAGGAGGCCAAGAAAGACACCGACGACAUCUCGGAGGAGACUCUGAGUUUCUGGAAAGGCAUCGCGGACGUGGGUCUGAUGGGGGAAGUCGUCACGAACAUCCGCACGGAGCUGCUGGCACUGCUGAGGGGCGUUCAGCAGAGGAGUGGGCAGGCUGCCCUGCAGGAGCCAGAUGCGGCUGUGCUGAAUAACCUGGCUCAGAUGUUUGGGCUGCUGGACACGGUGAAGAGAGCUUUGGAUAAUCGGAGGAGCCAGACGGACCAGAGCCAGGAGCAGAUUCACAGCACUCUCGCAGACCUGGCGCGUCAGCUGGAGGAACAGAAGAAGCAGACUCGGGACUGGCGAGUUCAAUCCCAGCCCGUCCAAAACCUGAUGCUCAUGUCCCUGGGCACGCCCAGCAAGCCACCCCCAAAACGACCACGCCUGCAUAGACCAGCUUCUACCACCAGCACCCCUCUGCAGCAGACACAGGGGCAGCAGUUCACAGUCCUCUCCCCCAUCACCAUCUCCUCCAUGGGACAGCCUUUCACGAUGGGCGGGCUGCCAGUCCACACGCUGGCACAGCAGUCCAGUCCCAUCACUUUACACACCCUCCCUGCCGGCUCGCAGUUCUUCACGCGCUACACCACAGCCACAGUGGUGCCGGGGAACCAGGGCAAAGGCCUGCCUCAGGAGACCAUAGCUUUCCACCCAUCCGCCAGUCUGACGCUGCUCAGUACGACCGCGGUUCAGGACCCAAGCCAGCUGGUGAGCCCAGUGGAACUGGUGGAGGUGGAGCAGGAGCAGACAGCCCAGGAGGAGGAGGAGGGGCUGGUGGAGGGAGGGGGUGAGGUGGUGCUGCAGGAGGAAGAGCAGGUGAUCGGGGAGGAGGAGGAGAUGCAGACGCAGACCCACACAGUCAUCGAGAUCGACCCGGACUCCCCAGAUCACAUCCACCACCCCACAGUAAUGAAUAUUGAGCUGGAGGAGGGGACGGAGGUGGAAGACAGAGUGGAGGUACAGGGAGAGCUGGAGGUGGGAGAGGCCACAGUUCAUAUGGAGCACCAGGAGCAGCUGCACGAUGUCCAGAUUGUGGUCAUCGAAGAGGAGGCAUCAGAGGAUCACGAAGCAAAGGACACAAAUGAAGGACAGUGAGGAAGGUGGCUACUAAAUUAAGAGACCCUGCAUGGGAUUGGAUGAGGAGUCUAAUUCUCCGUACUGGAUUAUGGAUGUGUUGACAGGAGUAAAGUUGCACUGGAGUGGAGGGAGGAGAGGGUAGGUCUGUACCCUCUUGGUUAGUCCCACCACAAAUGUGGGUAUAAAUGGGACAUUUCCAGGGGAAAAAGAAGUUUUUUAAUACGCCUACAUUUUUUUUUUAAACGUAUAAAAUAUUUUUUUAUCUUACUGAUCAGUCUAAUGGGCGUGCCAUACCAGCGAUCAAAGAUAACAUUUUGGAAGACUUUCUAUAAAUAAAAAGCAGAAAAUAAAUUGUGCUCUACAGCCAGAGGAAGACUGCUGUCUAAAGUAACGAAAUGCUUAUACUUGGAAGAAAUAUAGCCAAAAUCUCCUUUGCUGUAAAUAUAGAAUUACUCACCUGUAGAUAUUUGAAGCCCAUGUUUGGAUGGACAGCUGUGGGUUGUGCAUUGGUUUAUUCGAUUUCAGAAAGCAGUGGUAUCGCUUUUUAUUUUAAAGAAGAAAAGCCAGCUUGCAACUUCUUUGCUUUUAGAACUGUUCCAUUGUGGGGGCAGGUAGAGGGAAGAGGGGGCUUUGAUGUCCAGACAGCGAUCUUAUAUUGGGGAAAGUGUUUACAAUAUACAGCAAGAAUUGUUGCAAUUCCACAGACUAAAACGACUUCAAGAAACAGGUUCACAGUCAGAAUGGUCAUGAAGCCUUCUCAAUGCAAGAUGUCCAAUGAAACCUUGGUCAAAAGUGAAAAAGACAUCUAAAAGGGGGUCAAUGAAUCCAUAUAACUAUCACUAUUCAUGCGCAAGGACAUGUGCUUCCAAGCAACCUUGAAGAUGGAAAGUUUGUUUGCAAAAUGUCUUAUUCUAUUUAAACCUUUGUUUAGGAAUUUUACAACCAAAUAACAUAAACAAUAUUGUUGCACAGCAAAUUUUGUAAUGUAACAUACCCUGUAUAUCAUACGUGUGACUGAGCGCUCCCUUAAAUGUGGACCUGAAGUAGAAUGCCCUGUCAAAAACAGUAUACUACAUAGAAUACUAUUUCCCAAGUGCACUCCAUAUCUUGUGUAAAACACAACACCCACGUACGGAGGUGUGCAAAUGCAUUAGAACACCCCAUUGCUUCUGUUUGUUGUGCAUGUGAAAUCAAACCACUGUAACCGAAAAUCUUGGAAACUUUUCAAAGUAGACAAAAUAAUUGAUGACUUUAAUAAGCCACACACUUGCAAUUAAUUUAGAAGAGCAAGAGAAAAGGCACACAGACACAAACGGU
Messenger RNA from Polyodon spathula (Mississippi paddlefish), 4763 nucleotides. RefSeq names its product glucocorticoid modulatory element binding protein 1 (gene gmeb1). The transcript is spliced from 10 exons. Lineage: Eukaryota; Metazoa; Chordata; Actinopteri; Acipenseriformes; Polyodontidae. Gene Ontology annotation, cellular component: nucleus. The record is from RefSeq and is a predicted model, not a curated record. Bases 1659 to 3464 code for a protein of 601 amino acids. Gene Ontology annotation, molecular function: DNA-binding transcription activator activity, RNA polymerase II-specific; RNA polymerase II cis-regulatory region sequence-specific DNA binding. Gene Ontology annotation, biological process: positive regulation of transcription by RNA polymerase II.